AUGAGAUCAACAGAACCCCCUACUACAACAGCUAAAACAGAGACCCCAAACACAGCAUCAACAGAACCCCCUACCACAACAGCUAAAUCAGAGACCCCAAACACAGCAUCAACAGAACCCCCUACCACAACAGCUAAAACAGAGACCCCAAACACAGCAUCAACAGAACCCCCUACCACAACAGCUAAAACAGAGACCCCAAACGCAGCAUCAACAGAACUCCCUACCACAACAGCUAAAACAGAGACCCCAAACACAGCAUCAACAGAACCCCCUACCACAACAGCUAAAACAGAGACCCCAAACACAGCAUCAACAGAACCCCCUACCACAACAGCUAAAACAGAGACCCCAAACACAGCAUCAACAGAACCCCCUACUACAACAGCUAAAACAGAGACCCCAAACACAGCAUCAACAGAACCCCCUACCACAACAGCUAAAACAGAGACAGCUAAAACAGAGACCCCAAACACAGCAUCAACAGAACCCCCUACCACAACAGCUAAAACAGAGACCCCAAACGCAGCA
Messenger RNA from Acipenser ruthenus (sterlet), 531 nucleotides. Its product is annotated as threonine-rich protein-like. The record is from RefSeq and is a predicted model, not a curated record. Lineage: Eukaryota; Metazoa; Chordata; Actinopteri; Acipenseriformes; Acipenseridae. The annotation marks the transcript as partial. The transcript has 3 exons.